CUCAUGGACAAAUUUCAUGCUAAAAUCGUCGCUGCCGCGACUGGGUCCACCUUGACGGCAUUGACCAUGACACCCUUUGACGUCGUGAAGACCCGGUUACAGACACAACCUCCACAACUAAAACCCCUUUUUCCUCGACCUCCGCCUAAUACUUGUUGCCAGCCCAGCAAUGUGGCUUCCUGUGUGAGGAAUAUGUCUUCGCUUGCAAGACCAGUAGGGGAAGAAGUGGUUUGCGUGUGGGAACGGGGAGUUUUGAAAACUGAGCGUGUCACCGGAUUUUUGGACGCUGUUCGGCAUGUUUUGCGCGCAGAGGGGAUACCUGGUCUUUGGAAAGGUGUUGGGACAACAUUGGUUAUCAGUGUCCCGUCAGCGACAGCCUACAUCCUAACAUACGAUCACCUGCAGAAGGUUGUUCUCCCUCCCCUCAUACCAAAUGAUACCCUCGUUCCCCUCUCUGCUGGAAUUUUGGCCCGUACAACUAUCACCUCCAUCAUCUCACCACUGGAACUCAUCCGCACCAACCUGCAAUCAACCCCACUUUCACCUGAUAACCCGCAUACCCUUCGGUCCGUUCUUACCUCUGUUCGGUCCGUUGUCAGGCAGAAAGGCAUUGGAUAUUUGUGGCGCGGCCUUAGCCCCAGUCUAUGGCGGGACGUGCCGUUUUCUGGAUUCUACUGGGCAAGCUAUGAGACUUGGAAAAAAUCUUUUGCGAGACGAGGCCAUGAAGGUACAGGGGUGGCCUUUGUGAGCGGGGCAAUCAGUGGGAUUUCAGCGGCCCUAUUAACAUCCCCGUUCGACGUGCUGAAGACUCGACGGCAGGCCCUUCUCAUGUCAGCAUCGAAUACCCAUAUCUCGAGGACUCUGCCCCUCCUUAUCCGCGUAAUACGCACUGAAGGUUCGUCGGCGUUAUACGCUGGCAUCUUGCCUCGGAUGGCUAAAAUUGCUCCUGCAUGUGGGAUUAUGAUCGCGUCCUUUGAGGGCGUUGGCAAAUUCUUAACGGGGCCACAAUCAUAGAUGUUACAAAAUGAGAUUAUCUACAUAAUGUCCUUUCCUCCGAUAUAACCAAUCCCCCUACGUAGCUCUAUAAUUGACCAAUUAGAUCCAGUAG
Messenger RNA from Laccaria bicolor S238N-H82, 1108 nucleotides. RefSeq lists its product as uncharacterized. The transcript is spliced from 4 exons. Gene Ontology annotation, biological process: mitochondrial transmembrane transport. Bases 4 to 1014 code for a protein of 336 amino acids. NCBI's taxonomy places the organism in Eukaryota, Fungi, Basidiomycota, Agaricomycetes, Agaricales, Hydnangiaceae. The record is from RefSeq and is a predicted model, not a curated record.